This is a messenger RNA of Pocillopora meandrina, 1222 nucleotides long. The record is from the annotation of a GenBank genome assembly. Lineage: Eukaryota; Metazoa; Cnidaria; Anthozoa; Scleractinia; Pocilloporidae.
AUGUCUCGUUCAGACGCACAGAAGUUGAGUGCGGAGUUUAUGACCGAAGCUGAAAAAGAAACAGAGACAGAUAGACUUGUGAGAAAAAGCAAACAGCAACCUUUCAUUCCAAUCGGUGAGUUGAGCGAUCGAGCUUGCAUCUCAAAACGUAAAUAAGCGUAAAAUAAACAUCGUGAAUUCUUACCCUUACGUCUUCCAUUAAGAUUUCCGCCAUUUAACUCUUUUAAAACUGCCACUUUUGAAACGAUUUCUAUGGCUUUUACGAUCAAGCCUUUUCUGUGUCAAUGAUUUCGCCGGCCGGCUGAAAAUGUCACCGCCUGAAGUUCUACUUUGCUUAUGCAAUAGAAUAACUAAUUGUUAUAUCGGGGCGGUUUUAAUGAUCUUAUAUCUACAUGAAGCAGCAUUAUAAACUUCUGCAAAAAUUUUGUUUUCGUAGAAACCAAUGUAUGGACUUUGGAUUUUACACUAUAUAUCUCGAUUUAGUUUUCAACGUAAAAAUAGAUAGGCGUUAGCAUAUAUUUUUAAUGUAACAUCGCUCAUGUUGAAAUUAAAUACUGUACACGAGUGAGGGAAGGACCGCACUUAUUGCUUUGGGUGAAAAUUGUUGUCUCGAAUACUUCAGUUAAAUUUGUCAGUGUCGUUCUAUUCGGCGUUCUUCGUUAUCUUCGAUAAAUUGGAUUCAGCGCUGCCGAUUUCCCCUUUUGCGUGUAGUUAACACAGAAAUUUAAAAUUUAAAUGAUGCAAGGGUUUUGUCUUCCACAAUUAAGGUAGCAACAUUUACUCUUAGUUUAUUUCUAGUUAAGUCACCUUAUUUUCCCCUUGUUUUGGUAUUUUCAAGUUUUUUCCUUCAGAGUGUCUUACCUCAUGCAUUCUCUUAAAAAUAAUUUGUCUUCCAUUAUAUCUGCUCUGAAUGAAGGUCUGAUAGGGUUGAAUUUUCACUCAAACACCUUUGGAAGGUUUAUAAUAAUUUUUUCGGAAGGUCUCUAUACAGAAAUGAACUGAUAGAUGUUUGUUUAUGGCAGGAAUUGCUGGAACAGUGGCUGCAUGUGUAUGGGGUGCAAUCGCUUACAAGAAUAGAGGACCUGCCAUGACCACUAGCAGAUAUCUCAUGAGAUUACGAGUUAUUGCACAGAGUUGCGUAGUGGGUUCAAUUAUUGCUGGUAUUGGUGUAACAGCAUUACAAGAAAAACUUGAAGCAAAGGCUGCAGAAAAGAAGGAGUGA